UUGCAUUGUCCUCAAAUCCCAAAUGAUCUUGAGGGCGGAGGUCAAGUGCGGUACUCUCUUCAGACCCAUAACGAUGCAACCGGAGCCACUGUGGCUAUCGCAGAGGCCGCCUGCCCACCCAACACCUUCUUCUUCCCCUCCGCCAAAGCCGCUGAAAUUGAAGCAACCAAUGAAAUUAUUCCUUCACCUACUCCAGAAAACUUGGGUACUCUUCAAAAUCAGCUUUUACUCACUUGUGAUCAUCAUUCUAACACGUGGGUACCCUCUCUACCAGCGGGCGGCUGUAUGACUCGGGCUCGAAUCAGCGCAUUGCUGCAAGAAUUGGUGAAUUCAAAAAUGCCGAAAACAACAACAACACUGACAGCGGAUGUAGCCACGGCUUCACCGGAGGUGACCUUGAUGAAUGCAACUGAGGUUGAGGAAUCAACGACGCCUGCUGCUGAGGCUGAAUUGGAAUCUUCAAAUAUUACCACGCCGGAGAUACCUAUAUUUGUUGGACCGGAAACUCCAGCUGCAAUUUUAAGUGAAAACGUUAGCGAUUUUCUAGAAGGUACACACCUCUCCCAUGGAUCUUCAGCAAACAUUGGAAUAUUCAUUUUAAAUUGUAACCUUUGCAAAUAUCCUGCACACAUUUUAAACCUGCGUUGCAGGCUCUCCAGACUAGUCCGAUCAAAACUGGCACCCAGCAACACUCUUCCCGGCAGAUUCCCAGGAUCAGGAAUGUUUAUGAACACUCUCUCGGGGUCUCUCACAUUCUCCCGUCACCGAAAGAAUCCAUACUUCUCGCCCUCCCAUCAUCCCACGGUCCUUAUGUCUCAAUCGGCCGUUUCCAUUCCAAAUCACCAUCUCGUACCACAGCAAACUCAGCCCUGGUUUGACAACGCUUCCCUCAGACCCACUUCUAAUGCUGUCUCCCUUGGCAAUCUCCACAUUCCUAAGUCUCAACCCCUUCCUCGUCCAUCUCCAACGCCCAUUCCUCCUCCUGAUCUUGACCUAUUGAACUCGGAUACUUACACAAUGCAACAGAGUUACCAAUUUUCCAACCAUCAACAGCAAAGUAGACCGCAAUCCUCGGUGCAUACGCAAAACUCAGCGUCUAUGAGUACUAGGAGGCAGACCCUCCUGUCUGCUGAUACCAUGACAACUAAUGUGUCGGCAGGUGGACAGCCUUCACCAAGCAUUGCUCUGGGCUAUCAUGGGGUAUCGACGGAUGUUCUCGGUGAAGCUUUUACUGAAUCUCCGGAUGCUAACCAGGUUCAUUGUACUGUGUUUCAGGUAUUCUCUGCCACCUUACCAUGGAAAUCUAAGCCCCAAGGAGGAAUAACAGGUGGACUCAAGCGUCUUUCAACGUUCAUUCGUUCUGCCAUGACCGGAUCUUCCGCCUCCUUCCACAGUCACCAUAGCAGCCAGAGUGGUGGCAGUCACCCAGGUCAACAGAUAGGGCCAGCGAUGCAAGCAUCAGGGCUUUUCACCAGGAGACAACAGUAUGCCGGAAGUGGAUGGCCAUCGAGUUCCCUUGCAUCAUCCGCUACACCUGGGACCAAUUCCAUGGGGCUCUUAAGUUCUGGACAGUCAAGAUCUAGCUAUACUUCUGAAGCAACACUUCAACCGAUCUCGCCAUUGAGUUCCCUGGGUCGAAGCAGCCUCGGUCACAUAGCAUCCGAUCGAAAACCCCAACUCUGCCUCAUGGAUCCCUUCUUGUGCCGACUGAACCACCAACACACGAGAGGGGAUCAGCAACAAGGCCCCGUGCUGACAAAUGGAAAUUUAGGAGGUGGAAGUAUGAUGAAAAGGGGAAAUAGGGAGUCAACUCCCUUACCACCCCUACCUCCUCAGCAUCCACAUCAUAGCAAUAGUAAUAGCAGUGGGCCAACCAGUCAUUUACUCCAGAACCAUGGAACAACGGUACUUGAAAACAAGGGAAAAACAGGGACACUGAAUAUGGACACAUAUUUGGAACCAAUCGAUGGGGCGGACACAAUGGGUCAGCAGGGUACAAACGCAGGAGUGGAAGAUUUCUCUGUUACUGAAAUCAUUUCUGGAGGAACCCUCUCCGAAGAUUCUGACACUGGCAAUCAAGCUAGUUGGCAGUCUGACUCCCCAGAUGGUGCUAAUGGCGAAACUAACGAAAAUGCCGUUGGACUUCAAGAUACUCCUCGAGGUAUUCUCCCAUCUUCGAAGAACGGAGUCACAACUGAUUAUGCAGGUGGUAUUGGCGAUGGUGUCAGUGCCACAGCUCCGAUCGCAAUGAGUGAUCCCACCGUAUCGAUAGGCGAAGGAUCAUUUGAUGAAGAUAGCCCAGCUGCUGACUACUUCACUUAUGAUGAAAAUCGUCGGUCAAAUGUGAAAAAGAAGAAUGAUAAAGUUAUUCGUAGACCCAGACUCAGUCCUCCAUCUACCAAAAGUCGCCCUCUGUCGGAUGCCAUGCUAAGCAAUCACUACUACGACAAAAGUGAGCUGCUUAGUCCCGACAUGAUUCCUGGACUUGAUGGAGCUCCUGAAGCUCUUUUUGAUCCCCAAUUUCAUGACCCCGGUUCGAGACCGACCUCCGUGGGGGUCUACUCAAACGAUGACGAAGAGGUGGAUGAAGAUGAGGAAUCAUCCCUUUAUGAAGCAGUUGAUAGAAGGGCACGCAAGGUGGGAACUCUGCCACCUGCCCCACAUCCACCUUCUUCUCCUCAAAUCCCAACUUCUCCACAGCAGCAUGCUAAUGCCAUUCAAAUGCGGAUUUUCGUUGCUCCAAGUGAAUCAGAUCUCGAAUGUCUCAAUCAGUGUUUAGCUCAAAGACUGCUGGCUGGUCAAGGCGAAUGUUUCGUAGAAAUAGGCGUUGGAGAGGGGCAAGACCCCGGUAUCUCACCCAGCGACAUGGCUGCAAGUGAAGCCACUCUCCAAUCACUCGCAGAGAAACUAAAUGCUCACGUGAUCCACCUGCGCUGUCGUAAUGUCUCCUCUCAUCCUGGAUCAUCGAAUACCACGUCGAAUAGCACUUCAAACCCUGUACCAACAAAGUCAACUACACCUAUAGCUAACAGUGACACUACUGCCACACAGUUCAAGAAAAAAAAAAGUGGCCACAAUUCUUUUGGCACGGUCACUUCUACUUCAAACGAAUCUAACUCGUCCUCCACUGAAAAGACUUCUUCUCAAUCCACUACAGCAACAAGUGGAGGUGAGUGGAUAGUGAAGGAUUUUCUAUUGCGUCAGGUCAUUAGCGAACAGGACUUCAUCGACAUUCGAGUGGCAGUGGUGGGUAAUGUGGAUGCGGGAAAGUCAACAAUGCUUGGUGUUCUUACGCACGGGGAGUUGGAUAAUGGGAGAGGUAAAGUGAGACAGUAUCUAUUCCGCCACAAGCAUGAAAUCGAGUCAGGUCGAACGAGUUCUGUAGGAAAUGAUAUCUUGGGAUUUGAUGCUGAUGGAGUUGUUGUGAAUAGGCCUGUUCAUGGGAAACUUGAUUGGGCUCAAGUCUGUCAGGAAGCUACCAAGGUGAGUUGA
Messenger RNA from Rodentolepis nana, 3492 nucleotides. Lineage: Eukaryota; Metazoa; Platyhelminthes; Cestoda; Cyclophyllidea; Hymenolepididae. The record is from the annotation of a GenBank genome assembly.